GCUCCUCUCAGUCUCAGCCAAGCAUUGCGGACUGGCGCCGAGGUCUCUUCACAAUCCACGACAUCAGUGGAUUCCAGUGAUGCUCUCCAGUCCCAUGACUUCAACGCCGUUCUCCGUCAAAGACAUCCUGAAGCUAGAACAGCAGAAUUCCCAUCAAGUUUUCCACCAACAAGGUUUCUAUCUCUCUGAUCAGGAUGUCCCACUCGAGUCCUCAAUGCAGUGCGUCCACAGCGCACUGAAGACCCUGGAUAUUCAGUGUGGUGUGGAAGGACCUUCGAAACUCUCCGUCAAGCCAAAGGAGUUUGCGGCGUUGCGAGGCUCCUGUUGCUCCCCACGCGUGGAAGCAGACCGAAGUGAGGAGCCAGGGCCCUGUGUCCACGGUGACUCCCUGGACUUCAGCAGUAAAAGUGAGGAGUUGCUUUGUGGGAGGCCGAAGGCAGCACAGAGGCAGCGCAGGAAACCGCGAGUCCUUUUCUCUCAGACGCAGGUGUUCGAGUUGGAGCGGCGAUUCAAACAGCAGCGCUACCUGUCGGCACCUGAGCGCGACCACUUGGCCAGCCUGCUGAAACUCACCUCCACCCAGGUGAAAAUCUGGUUCCAGAACCGAAGAUAUAAGUGUAAGCGACAGAGGCAAGACAAGUCCCUCGAAUUGGCGGGACAGCCGCCUCCACCGCGAAGGGUGGCGGUGCCGGUGUUGGUGCGGGACGGGAAGCCCUGCCUUGCGGGAUCCCAGGCCUACAGUGCCCCGUACAACGUGACAAUGGGCACCUACCAGUACAACACCUACUAUAGCGGCUAUGGAAAUAACCCGUACAACUGUAGUUACCCAGGGGUGACCGCCGGACCAAGUGGCACACAAGCCAGCAGCCACGCUGCGAACAUGAACCUGAGCAUGGGCAAUACAGACGGGCCCUUGGGCCCACAGGGGCAUCUACAGGCCACGCUACAGGGGAUCAGGGCCUGGUGAGGACUCCUACAUAUGGACACUCUUCAUGUCCUGAAGGCUGUCUGUUAAAUAACAUGGCAAAUAUAUAUGACUUGAAAUUGCAGAAUAUCUGUUAUGAACCUUCAUUGAGCUGUUUUUGUUUUGGAUGGCUCUCUCACCAUUAUGGUCACUAAUUCAUUUCUGGUGAACUGCGGUCAUCAAAGUGGUGCAAGAUUUCGGGUAAUGAACCCCACAACCUGUGAAUGUAUAG
Scleropages formosus (Asian bonytongue) is the source of this 1196-nucleotide messenger RNA. It is a transcript of the gene nkx2.7, whose product is annotated as NK2 transcription factor related 7. NCBI's taxonomy places the organism in Eukaryota, Metazoa, Chordata, Actinopteri, Osteoglossiformes, Osteoglossidae. The transcript has 3 exons. The record is from RefSeq and is a predicted model, not a curated record. Gene Ontology annotation, cellular component: nucleus. The coding region runs from base 80 to 967 and encodes 295 amino acids. Gene Ontology annotation, molecular function: DNA-binding transcription factor activity, RNA polymerase II-specific; RNA polymerase II cis-regulatory region sequence-specific DNA binding. Gene Ontology annotation, biological process: cell differentiation; regulation of transcription by RNA polymerase II.